Messenger RNA from Hemisphaericaspora subhashii, 714 nucleotides. RefSeq lists its product as uncharacterized. The record is from RefSeq and is a predicted model, not a curated record. The coding region runs from base 1 to 714 and encodes 237 amino acids. Gene Ontology annotation, cellular component: transcription factor TFIID complex; nucleus; SAGA complex. Gene Ontology annotation, molecular function: promoter-specific chromatin binding; RNA polymerase II general transcription initiation factor activity. Gene Ontology annotation, biological process: transcription initiation at RNA polymerase II promoter. Lineage: Eukaryota; Fungi; Ascomycota; Pichiomycetes; Serinales; Debaryomycetaceae. The transcript has a single exon.
AUGAGUGAACCUAUAAGCAACAAACCGGAAGACGAAGAAAUGAUUGACGAAGAGUUCAACGAUGAGGAAGUCCAACUCAAAGACAACUCACCAAGUCAACACCAUCAACAUCUAUCCAAAGAAGAAAAGUCAAAACAACGACAACAGUCAUUAUCAGCUGCUGCUGCUGCCAGUGCUGCCGCUGCCGCACAAUCAAUCCCUGACUUGCCACAACUUACACGAAAGGAUAAAUCCCUUAAACAAGUUCUUGAUAUGAUGGAUGGGGAUUUUGCUCCAAUUAUACCCGAUGCAGUUACUGAUUAUUAUUUAGCUAAGAAUGGAUUUGAAACUUCAGAUAUUAAAAUUAAACGUUUAUUAGCACUUGCAACUCAGAAAUUUAUUAGCGAUAUCGCACAAGAUGCGUACGAAUAUAGUAGGAUCAGAAGUAGUAGUGCGGUGUAUAACUCGUCCAAUCCCCAGGUUAGAGCUAAACAAUUAUUACAGGGACAACAAUAUGCAAACCAGCAGUCAUUGGGAGGAGGUGCAGCAGGUGGCGCAGGAACUGAAGGCGAUCAAGCAGGAGCUGCGGGAGGACAACAACUGCAACAACAACAGUCAACUCAUUCGGGUAAUGCGGGUAACCAACAGGGUAAAAUAGUUUUAACCAUGGAAGACUUGAGUAGUGCGUUGAGUGAAUACGGAAUGAAUACAUCAAGACCUGAUUUUUAUAGAUAG